AAAAAAAAUAAGAAAAUAAAAAUUAUUUUUUUAAAAAAAAAAAAAAAUUAAAAAAAAAAAAAAUGAGCGAAAUCCACGAAACAUUAUCAAAAGUUAUUAAAAGUUCUUAAUGUUAAGACACAAUUUCAAGAGGACUUCACGAAGUUUGCAGAGUUCUUGAAGCAAAAUAAGCUUUAUUCGUAGUUUUAGCUGAUGAUUGUUCAGAAGCUAACUAUGUUAAACUUGUAAAAGCUCUUUGCAAAAAAAAUGAAAUAGGAUUAAUUACAGGAGUCAAAAGAACUGAAAUCGGACAAUGGUUAGGACAUUUCAAAACUAAUGCUAAAAAUGAAGCUAAAAAAAUUAGAGGAUGCUCUUCUUUAGCAAUUAGAAAAUAUGCUCCAGAAAUUACCGAAGAUGAAAAGAAAGUAGUUGAAGGAGCUCUUAAAAAAUGAAUAAGUUUUUAUUUUUUAAAAAGUAACUUCUUUGCUAUUAUUAAAAUAUUAUUUUUUUAUUAUUUUUUAUUGGAAAUAAUAAAUGUAUUUAUAUAAAUUUUCAAAAUAUUUAAACGUCAAAAAU
Ichthyophthirius multifiliis is the source of this 555-nucleotide messenger RNA. Its product is annotated as ribosomal protein, putative. Gene Ontology annotation, molecular function: structural constituent of ribosome. The annotation marks the transcript as partial. Gene Ontology annotation, cellular component: ribosome; cytosolic small ribosomal subunit. Lineage: Eukaryota; Ciliophora; Oligohymenophorea; Hymenostomatida. Gene Ontology annotation, biological process: translation. The record is from RefSeq and is a predicted model, not a curated record. The transcript has a single exon.